GCGACCCACACGCUUUUGCAGCAUGCUCGCCACGCAGCGCUCCCACUCCUCUCGCCAUGCCCCCAUCUCUUAUCCCCUCUCUCCGCAGAACUCUCCCCCACAGGGCCUUGAUUCGCACUCCCCCAUGUCCGCAAAGACCACCACUCGCCAUCCGCGCAGACCAUCUCUCUCCAGCCCCAUGUCCUGGCUAAGCCGCAACUCGUCCUCGGCCUCGCAGCAUGCACCGUACACACCUGCUGCGAAGCCUGUCCGCAUAUCCGAGCCCAAGCUCUCCAAGACCGUCGACAGUCUCGCUCAUAUUCGUAACCGCUCACUGGGUACCGGCGCGGUCGUCGUGCGGACACCACAAGAGGCUUUGGCUGGCUCCGGCGUCACCGUAGACGUCGCGUCGGAUCCAGAACUGCAGGAGCAGGACUCGGAGGAUAGCGAUAUUCCUGAAGAAGAAGAGGAGGAGGCUGAAUCCAACGUUGUGCACCUCAACUCGCCUCCCUCGAGCCCGUCGUUGCCCCCUCUCCCGAUAUCGAAGAGUUCCCCGACACUCCCGCUGAGGGAAUCCCCCACUCAACCAGCAAAACCGAGCCGUCCACCGCCGCCCGCUCCCGCUUCGACGGACUCCUCACCGCGCUCUUCCCUCAAGCACAGAUCCCCAUCCCCAAUCCCUUCGUUCUUCCCUGGCGUCCCGCCUCUUCCCGCCCAUCUUGCCCUUCCGCCGCCACCGCCGCCACCGCCAUUCGAUUGUAUACUCCUCUCCUCAGUUCCCACCAACGCCAUCGACAUGUCAAAGAUGAUCGUCACGUUGGAGACUUGCACCGCAACCCACCGCACGACCCUGACGACUCUCACGUCCCGCCCGUCGCAUCUGGCGAACUACCUCAAGUCGCUCUUCAGAUCGUACCGCGACUCUGCGGCCUCGCUGCAGUCGCAAACCAGCGAAUACGCCAGCUCGCCAGACACAGCAUUCAAUUCAAUUUUCCAUCAGCAUCUGGCCUCAUCUGGACUGCUGCCGCAAUCCGCGACCAACGUCCACCUGUUCCUCGAUCGCCCCAGCGCUCCAUACGAUCACAUCUUGACGUACCUCCGCUCUCCUCCCGCCACGAUCGACCACGUCCCCGCUCUCCCCCACGCCGUCCAGCUGCACACAAUCACCACCCCGCGUAUCGAGGCGCUCGUCGCCCUCCGGGACGAGGCGCGGUACCUCGGCCUGGACGACCUCCACAAGCUCUGCGUCGACGAGCUGCGCACCCGCCCGGCGACGCGCAUUCGCGGCGGGUCCAUCCGCAGCACGCACACCGUGCGCGACCAGCUCUCGCCGCGCAGCUCCCACGAAAGCGCGCGCGACACCGGCAGCCCGUCGCGCAGCGGCGGCGGCGGCGGCGCGAUCGACGCUCGGCGGACGAGCCCGAGCGACCUCGCCGCGGCGCUGCACCAUCGCCUCGCAGGUCGAGAGCAGGGCGGCGAGUUGAAGAGGGAAGGCUCCGUCGCACAUUCUGCGCGCUCGCGUCCGGUCGGCAAUUGGGUGUAGUCGGCCUGUUCUGCACAGUAUAUUGGUUCUUGUUUUUUUUUUUGCCGAGUCUUGAUAGUCUUCGGCAUGUUGUGUCAUCCUCUUCGAUCCUUCUCAUUGGUCUGCCUCGUUUGCGUUGAUCCCCCGCUCUUUUGUAUCGCUAUUAUAGUUCCUUAUGGUUGUAUCUAGUGUCGCUCCUUCCAUGUCGGCGCUGUAGCCUACCGAUUCACAAAUAUAUUCGCUCCCUAG
Heterobasidion irregulare TC 32-1 is the source of this 1750-nucleotide messenger RNA. RefSeq lists its product as uncharacterized. The coding region runs from base 23 to 1522 and encodes 499 amino acids. The record is from RefSeq and is a predicted model, not a curated record. The transcript is spliced from 2 exons. NCBI's taxonomy places the organism in Eukaryota, Fungi, Basidiomycota, Agaricomycetes, Russulales, Bondarzewiaceae.